GGGAAAGGGGGAGAGAGAGAGAGAGAGAGAGAGAGAGAGAGACGACUUCACUUCCUUUCUUUAACGUCAAAAUGAUAUGAGCUGGACGGAUAUGAUUUUUUUUUUCUGACGCAAGCCUCCAUUAUUAUUUGCACAUUGUCGGUGAAUUGAAUAUCUAAAGUCCGGAGUACCUUGCACGGUGGAAUUACUUGCGACAUUAAAUGGCGCUCCUGGUGCAUCUUGCUUAAAAGAUAUUGUUUUGCUGAGAAUGCACUUUUCUUUCUACUCAAGGCCAAUUAUUGACAUACAGCUAUAAAGUAUUCUACUCGCAAUUAAUAUAUUUUUACUUUGAUCAACAAGAAUUAGAAAUAAAAUUUUGCUAAUUUCAUGUCCUUCUGUAUGUUGAAAUGGUAGCUAAUGUCUAUUAGAAAAAGGGAGAUUUGAGUGGCGAGCCGUAUCAGUGGGUAGACGCCGGAUACUCUCGUGUUACACGUCAUGUAACUGGAUAACCCUGGUGAGUAUAGACGAAUCGAGUAUAGUCAGAGUAUAGGAUGAGAAAACCGCUGCCCUUGCGGAUAUGCAACACCGAAAUUGUAUACUCGCGUGCGUGUAUUCAGUCAUACGCCUAAUAAAAGGUAUAAGACAGAUACAGCAGUAGUAAACAACAAGAAAUGAAGAAAGGAGCGUGCCGAACUAGAAUACUCAUGCGAUGAUCUAGUUUUCAAGACCUUCCGGUCCACUUGAACAUCCUCUUCGUCAUUUAGAAUGACGUCUACAGAAUUUCAAGGUAUAACAAAUAUACAUAACCUAUAAAUAGCUAUGUUAUUAUUCCAUGUAUUUAGGUUGGUUCUUCCAGCUAUCUUAUACAUGAUCAAGAAUGUAAUUGUGAAGGGGAUGAAUGCAGAAGAAAAGAUAACCUAGAAAGUUCAUGAAUUUUAGAACCAUGGAAUGCUACAGGUAGACAAGUGGAUUAGAAAGGGAUAAUCCUGUUAGGAAUUCAGGAAUACGGCUGAAGCAUAGUGCCAUUUUACUCAGGUGUCCCUUUGCAUUCCAGUGUAAUAGCUUAAAGGGAAACCUAUAAUAACGGACGUUUAUCUGUUACUUUAAAUACAUUCCAGGAGUCAGUGUAUCGGUAAAACCAGUAGUAGCUAGGUAUUCGACGAAAGCGGUGAGUCCUUUGUGCGCAUGCGCGUAUCGCCACAGGGUUAAUAGGCAAUUGUAAUAAACCGAAUGAGAAAAAAGAGACGCGUUCUAUUCGCGUUUCUACGAGAUUCUCAGGAUGCCACGGAAUCCGCGGACUUUCUAGACCUUGCUUAUUCGGCGUGCCUACUGAUCCACUUUUUGCCAGCGAGUUACGAAUCACACCCGCUAUUUUCCUUGGUUUCUUACACAACUCUUUGGCUACCUAACCUUCCAAUAGUUAACGCGUCUUACCUAAUAUCGCUGCCCACGUAAAUCAACCUAUUUUCGCUGAGCGGUACUUUGCUUCUUUCGUUUUUCUCUUUCCUUUGCGUUUACACCGACGGACAAAAAAGAGGCAACUGAUUCCAGUGACUGCAGGGGGGGGAGGACAGAAAGAUUUAACGUAAUUACGAAAACAUGAAACGAUUCCAUGAACCGUGAGAUCUGACUUAGAUAUUUAUAUCUUGUAUACAAGGAUUAAUUAAAUCCCCGGAAAUGCAUCGCUCAUUCUCGAUAACAAUCGGAAAGUACAGCAGCACACGUCCCGAUUAUCAUUGCAAGUUAACCUAUAUUCUUCAAGUAGCUCAUAAUACUGAUGAGCGCCAAUCAAAUCCUAAUUAGCAGCAACUAACCAGCGUUAAUAUAUCCAGAGAACAAUAGCAAAGCAGCGUGUACACCGAAUGCCAAAACGGUCUCUCGUUCCUCCCAACGAAGGACACAAAGGAGUUUCCAUCCUAAAAAUGGAAGUGCGAUCAAUGGGUACGCACCUGAAGAAUUUUGUAUACCCUUCAAAAGACGUAUCUCAUGCCCCCGUUGCGAUCAUGGGUCAAACGAGUUGCACCAUCUACCGGUAGACAAGGGUAUUCCUUGCCAAGGGGCAGGAAGUUGCCCUGGAUACCGGUGCAUUGCUGGUACUGGUGCCUGGCAACCGAAAACAACGCCGUUACAGCUGUCAGAGCUGUGUGAGAACAGAUGUGUUUUUUAAAUGUCGUUCCAGACAGUACACUGGGGUUACAUCCGGGAUAUCUCUUGUGGGUUAUUUCGCAAAAUCAUGAAAGCUGGUGGAACAUCAACAACAUAUUCUGACUUCUUCCUCGUCCAUUAGCAUUCCAUUUCUAAUAAAUCAUCAGAAGUUUCAGCUCCAAAACCACGAAUAAUAACGCUUUGAAACAGGUAGCAGAUACCGCCUAUCAGGAUGGCCUUCAGGCAACAACCCGUCCAGGACGAGCUGGAGCUGGAGAUGAUGGCGGAGGCAGAAUUGUCCAGACUAAAAAGACAAUAUCGAAUAAUGGAGAAUGAUCGUAUGGCAUACGCAGAGGACUCACGACUCCAGCUAAGAAAUCAGCAGAAUAUGAUAGACCGUCUUGAGAAAGAAAAGGCUGAAUUAGUAAUAGCAAUAAAAACUGCGAAAUCCGAAUCGAACCUAAGAAAAGACGCGGCGAUGGAUGAGAAACUGAAGUGUCUUCUAGAAAAGCGAAGCAAGUACUUAGAAACGAUAAAGAACGAGCGUCAGCAGAUCACGGAAUUGGAGGAACAAAUAAUAAAGGUGUCGAAGGAAGUGACGUCACUUAAGAUGAAGAUACAGACCGACGCACAAUCUAAAGAAGUUAUCAUAAAGCAAAAUAAGAUGGUCUUCAUUCUGGAGAACAGGCUGGAAGUUGCCACGAAACGUUUUAACGUGAUGGUGGCGGAUAACGCAAAGCUGCGAGACGAGAUCGACAGUCUGCUCAAGGAAAGAGCACAGUUCAAUGUUCUCUGGAUGAAACUGAUUGGCCAAUUGAAUACCGGGAAGCAAGUGAUCAAUGAUCUAAUCGAACAAGCUACUGUUACCUUCAAUCAGCGGGACGAGGAACUGAACAAGAUUCACGCAUUACGAGAAAGGGGUGCAAGAGACCUCAAAAGUCAUACGUCGGAAAUGUGCGAGCUUCAACGAACUUUAGAUAAUGAGAUGAAACUCCAGGAAUUCCUUGGAGUUAAAGGACAGUUCCGGCAGAUGGGUGAUCUCAAUGCUAAGCAGGAAGCUGAAAAGUUGGCGAAGCGCGAGGAGAUGCAAAAUAAGAUUGCUUCCUACACCCAGAUACUCACUUUGAUUAAACAGUUCACAGGUGAAGAGGAAAUAGACAAGCUAGCUGCUCACUUUGUCAAGCAGGAGGAAGAGAAUUUUGCUUUAUUUAGCUAUGUAAACGAAUUGAACGACGAGUUAGACGGUUUACAAUCCAGGGUAGCGCAAUUGCGUUCUGCCAUAGAAGAUGCACGUGCCCUGAAUGUUCACCGGGGUCAGCAGCAAGCUGAAACGCUGGAAAAGAUCUCUAAAGAACUUCAAGAGCAGACAGAACGUGCUAAUGCAGCUGAGGAAAAUCUUGCUGAGUGCAACAGUGUAAUCGAUAAACUGUUACGUGGAAUUGAUUCUCUCUUUCGUACAAUUCGGUGUGACAAUUCUGCAAUACUUGAUUUACUUGGUGACAAUUCCCACGUAACUAUGAACAACGUGAUGCUGUAUCUGGGUAUUAUUGAAAAACGAAUAACGGACAUGUUCAAUAAAGUUCAUUGGGUCGACAAAGUUGGAAAGACACAGAUACGUUUAGAUGAGAACAAAAAGCCUAAACUGAAAGUUCCUGUAUUAUCUAAUAUAGUUCCUACUCAGCCCUGUUCCUUAUGCGUCGAAAAGGAAGAGAUGCAAAAUGUAUCCGAGGGUCUAGAUGCUCCAUUAACUCGUACAGAAGCUACUGAAAAACUCACCCAGAGAUUUGACGAUGACUACUCAGAACUUCUUCAUAACGUUUCCGGUUGUCAUUUGCCAGCGGCGAGAAAGAUCAUGCAGAGACGUUACCAGUAACUGAAUAAAGAAAGUACUGCAUUAAAUUUUCCCGUGGACAAUUGAUCCUGAGGAUGAAUACACUCAUUCCGGUUCUUUUCCGUUGACGGCAAGAGUAAGCAGUAAUAUCAGUACGUCCCACAUCCUGUGGAUGAUGGGCGAAGAAUACAAAGCGAACCAGUUUCAGGAGCAUGCAAUGCCAAAGAUGUAAGAAAAGUGCAUUUAUGUGUAGAAAUCCUAUGAGCUUUCUCGUGCGAGUCUUGAGGUAUGAGAAUAAGACAACAAAAUAAUAAAAUCACCUCAAAAAAGACGCUACUCUCUCAGCGAGUAAAGAUACCUUAUCAAUAUGUAUAAUAUCAUGUAUAGUCACAAGAAAUAAAUCAUGUUGCAUA
This is a messenger RNA of Cephus cinctus (wheat stem sawfly), 4368 nucleotides long. RefSeq names its product coiled-coil domain-containing protein 63 (gene Ccdc114). The record is from RefSeq and is a predicted model, not a curated record. Bases 2357 to 3997 code for a protein of 546 amino acids. The transcript has 10 exons. Lineage: Eukaryota; Metazoa; Arthropoda; Insecta; Hymenoptera; Cephidae.